GUCCUGAAGCCCAGGUUCAAGCCCCAGACCCACAGACGAGGGUGCUGUGCUGCCUUCCCCCUCCCUCAAUGAGAAGGAAGCUUGGAGUGAUAGAACCCGCGUGCAGGAACCCCCAGCUCUGCAGAAACAACUGGUUUUGAUCAGUGUAGCAUUUGGGGUACAUUCAGCAUCCUGCUUAUUCCUGCGCUUUUAGAGAAAAUUUGACUGGAUGUGGCUAGAGACAAGUGACACUACAGCAGUCAGCCUUGCAACUUAACAUAAAGACAGACAGGAUAAAUUGGGACAUGGGAAACUAGCAUCACUGGGAGGGGCUAGGGAAGCAGUUUGGGCAGAAUCCAUUGCCCUCCCGGCUGGCUGUGGACAACAGACUUGUGGGGCAUUCGGAGUGCCUCCCGUGCAUCACUACACUGCCACUGCAGUGCAGUGGGCUUGGUGAAGUAGGCCCAGGGGGUUGUGGAAGGAAAUUUGGAAGGGGUGGGGUGGAGGUAGAUAGCAUAAUGGUCCUGCAAAGAGAGACUUAUGCCUGAGGCUCCAAAGUCCUAAGUUCAAUUCCCCAUCUCUCCUCCGCACCAUCAUAAACCAGAGUUGAGCAGUUCUCUGGGGAGAAAAUAAAAAAAAAAUUGGAGUCAGCGAGCUUGCUGGAACCAACCGGCAGCUGGCGGGCUGGAAGGUUCCCAGGAGUUAGACGUUGAGUUUAGGGACUUGGUUCUUAUCUGCAGUUUGCAAAAGUGGAGCCGGCCUAGGGGAGCUGUCCAGGGUGCCGGCUUUCCUCUGAGCCCCUGUGAGCUGGUGGUAGCGGGCGCCGGGCCCACGCGGCCUCGGGCGGGCCGCUCCCCCAGGCCCCAUCCACUCGGGGUCCCGCGGGCCGCGCCCCCUGGUGCUGGAAGCCCCGCCCCCAGGCGACACGCCGCUCCCGCGACGUCCAAUGAGCCUCGAGCGGGGCGGGGCGGGACGCGGCUGAAAGCCAAUCAGGUCUCGGGGGCGGGACCACGGCGGGUGGCCGUGGAGCCCGGGCCUCGCAGACCCCAGAGCCCGGCGGGGGCUUGCUGUGCGUGUCUGUGCUGCCCGCCGCCCCCGGGUCGCGGCGCCCUGCCUCCCGCACGUUUCCCGCCCGCACCGGGCUCGGCAGCCGCGGACAGAGCACCAGAGGCGCGUGCGGGGCGGGAGGCCUGGCACCGGCCUGCAGGGGGCCUGCCUCUCGGACCCCGCGGAGCCACCCACCGCUUGCCCUUUGUCGCCCGGGGCCCUCGCCCGCGGCACCUCUGCAGGACCCAGGUGCCAGGCGAAGCCAUGGAGCUGAGUGGCAGGAAGAAGCUGCACGCGCUGUCUCUGGCCGAGAAGAUCCAGGUGCUGGAGCUGCUGGACGAGUCCAAGAUGUCGCAGUCGGAGGUGGCCCGGCGCUUCCAGGUGUCGCAGCCCCAGAUCUCUCGCAUCUGCAAGAACAAGGAGAAGCUGCUGGCCGACUGGCGCAGCGGCACCGCCAACCGCCAACGCAAGCGCAAGCGGGCGUCCAAGUACAGCGGGCUGGACGAGGCGCUGCGGCGCUGGUACCACGUGGCGCGGGCCCGGGCCUGGGACGUGACGGGCCCCGUGCUGCUCCACAAGGCCAAGGAGCUGGCCGACGUCCUGGGCCAGGACUUCGUGCCCAGCAUCGGCUGGCUGGUGCGCUGGAAACGCCGCAACAACGUGGGCCCGGGGGCCCCCCGCCACGUCCUCCUGCCCCCCGGGUCCCUGCUGUCCAUCCCGGCCCGGCCGCCGGCCGCCCUCCGAGACUUCGCCCCCGAGGACGUGUUCGGCUGUGCCGAGGUGCCCCUGCUGUACCGGGCUGAGCCGGGCGGCCGGGUGGGGGCCGGCGAGUGGGUGCGGGUGCUGCUGUGUGCCAGCAGCCGGGGCACAGAGAAGCGGCCGGCGCUGGUCACCGGGCCCCGGGCUUCCCCCGCCUGCUUCUUUGGGGUCAGCAGCGAGGCCCUGCCAGCCUCCUACUACCCGGGCCCGGCCACCCCCUGGGCAGAGUGGCUGGUGCGGUUUGACCGGGACGUGGGGCGGCAGGGCCGGCGGGUGGCCCUGCUGCUGGCCACCCGGGAAGCGGGGGAGCUAGCAGGCCUGCCGGGGCUCGGCCACGUGCGCCUCCUGCCCGUGCCCCCCGCCGCCCCAUCCCUGCCCGGCCUCGUGGUCCAGGCCUUCAAGACCCACUACCGGCGUCGGCUGCUGGGCAAGCUCGCGGCCACCCGGAGUGCCAGGGACGGCGCCUCGACGGCCCCAGCAGGGACGGCCGUCACCCUGCUGGACGCUCUGCAUCUGACGGCAGCCGCCUGGGCCAAGGUGCCCUCCCGGCUCAUUGCCCGAGGCUUCGCUCAAGGAGGGCCAGCUCCCGGCAAAAUGGACCCAGAGCAGGACCCGCCAGCGCCCCCGGGGCUGAGCCGCGAGGAGUUCUCCCACUUUGUGGACCUGGAGGGCGAGGAGCCUGAGUUGGGGGUGUGCAAGGAGGAGGUGGGGGGCCCCGGGGAAGAGGAUGGGGGUGCCCAGGACGGCUUCCAGCCUCUGCCCACAAGAGCCGACGCCCUCCAGGCCCUGGGCACACUACGGCGGUGGAUGGAGUGCAGCGGCUCCUCUCCAGAGCUUCUGGAAAAGUUCUAUGAGUGCGAGGAGGAGGUGGAGCGUCUGUGCUGCCCCUGAGGGCCCUCUCCUGCUGUUUCCUGGGAAGCGCCCCUGGUGGGCAGCAGGUAGAAGCCCUGAGGACACACAGCUUGUCAGGCCCAAGGAAGAGGGUCAGGAGUGGGGUGCUAGAGGUGCAAGGCUGCCCCUUGUAACCACGCAGGCGCUAGGGUAGGUGAAAACACGUGUGCCGGAGCCAGAGAGAGAGAGUCUGCUAAUGACAGCACCUGCUCUGCCCUGCGCGUGGCCCGGGAUUGAGCCCUGAGGAAGUUCUAGUGCUGUGAGGUCUCCCCCCAUCUCCCUGUCUUUCUAUCGGAAUGAAAAAGAGGCCUGGAGUGGUGAAAUCAUAUAUACUUGAGGCCUUGGUUCUGUGAAAACCUUUUUUUUUUUUUUUGAUGACUUAAUGCUUUCUCAAAGAACCUUUAUUUACUUAUUGGCUAGACACAGUCAGAAAUUGAGGGAAGAGGGUGAUAGAGAGGGAGGGAGAGAGAGAGAGAGAGAGAGAGAGAUACCUACAGCCCUGCCUCACCGCUCGUGAAGCUUUCCUGCGGCAGGUGGAGACCAGGGACUCGAACCUGGGUCCUUGCGCACUAUGUAACAUGUACGCUCAACCAGGUGUGCCACCACCUGGCCCCUCUUUUUUAAAAAACUAUUUUUAUUUACUACAUAUUGGAUAGAAACAGAGAAAGUAGGGGCACCCCUGGAAGUCAGUUGCCAGGGGUCGAUGCUCUAGGUCAGCAGGCUCCCUCCCCAUCCGGCCGCAGCUGGUGUAUCACGGACACUCAGACGAGCUUUCUGCCCUUAUUUUUUCUUUUCUUUUUUCUUUCUUUACCAGAGCACUACUCAGCUCUGGCUCAGGGUGCUGCGGGGGAUUGAACGUGGGACUUUGGUGCCUCAGGUAGGAGUCUCGGCAGAGCCACACUGUGAUGUAAGUGCUCGACCAGGUGCACCACUACCCAGCCACACUUAGGCUUUUCUUGUUUGAAGAAAGAUUUAUUUGAUCUCCUGAAACAGGAAGAGAGUGACGCCAUGUGUGGGAUGUAUAAUACUAGGGCUCAGACUCGGGACUCUGUGCUUUUUUAAAAAUAUUUUUUAGAGGGCCGGGCGGUGGCGCAGUGGGUUAAGCGCACAUGGUGCAAAGCGCAAGGACUGGCGUAAGGAUCCCGGUUCGAGCCCCCGGCUCCCCACCUGCAGGGGAGUCACUUCACAGGCAGUGAAGCAGGUCUGCAGGUGUCUGUCUUUCUCUCCCCCUCUCUGUCUUCCCCUCCUCUCUCCAUUUCUCUCCUAUCCAACAACGAACAACAUCAACAAUGGCAAUAAUAAUAACCACAACGAGGCUACGACAACAAAGGCAACCAAAGGGGGAAAAAUGGCCUCCAGGAGCGGUGGAUUCAUGGUACAGGCACCGAGCCCAGCAAUAACCCUGGAGGAAAAAAAAAAAAUUAUUUAUUUCCCCUUUUCUUAUUGUUGUUGAUGAUGUCGUCGUUGGAUAGGACAGAGAGAAAUGGAGCGAGUCCCCUGCAGGUGGGGAGCCGGGGGCUUGAACGCCGGUCCUUGUGUUUUGCGUCACAUGCGCUUAAACCACUGCGCUACCACCUGACUCCCGCUUUUUUUUUUUUUAAGCACAAUUUAUUUUAACUUAAUAAGAGUGACACACACACAGAGAUCAGAGCACCGCUCCGCUGUGUGGUGACCUGGAACCUCAGGCCUAGACUCAGCAGAAACUUGCAUCUGUCCUGACCCUUGGAAGUCACAGCCUCCCAGGAAGUAGCCCCCAACCCCAAGUUACGGUAAACGGGCAUCAGUUUCUUCACCGACAAAUCGGGGGGCAGGGAAGAAGCACAGCAGUCCAUGCGCCAGACUUUCACGCCUCGCAGGACCUCAUCCUCCAAAAAGCCCAGCGCUCUGCCCCCAUUGCCCCACCUCCCAGGACACGACACACUUGCCUUUGAAAUAAAUUUGUAGUGAAAGAAA
This is a messenger RNA of Erinaceus europaeus (western European hedgehog), 4629 nucleotides long. It is a transcript of the gene TIGD3, whose product is annotated as tigger transposable element derived 3. Gene Ontology annotation, molecular function: DNA binding. Gene Ontology annotation, cellular component: nucleus. NCBI's taxonomy places the organism in Eukaryota, Metazoa, Chordata, Mammalia, Eulipotyphla, Erinaceidae. The transcript has 2 exons. The record is from RefSeq and is a predicted model, not a curated record. The coding region runs from base 1291 to 2676 and encodes 461 amino acids.